AUGGGAGGAGAAGUGGAAGGGGAACGGGCUGCAGCCAGGCUGGCGACCGCAGUGCUACAGCUGGAGGAGAGCCGGGCGGCACAUGCCCCGCUAAAUCUGCACUCGUCAGCAGAGUGGGAUGAGCUGGCGGCCAGGCUAGAGACCGCUGAGCAGCAAUUGGUGGAGAGUCAGGCGGAAGAGGCCAAGAUGACGGAGGAGGUGAAGAAGAAGGUAGCGCAAGCAGAGCAGCUAGUGGUGGUUUCCAAGUAUAUGGAGGCGAGACGGGCGGCAGAGGCCCAGUUGAGGGAGGAGGUGAAGGAGAAGGUGGCGCAGCUGCAGACGCAGCUGUAG
Closterium sp. Yama58-4 is the source of this 330-nucleotide messenger RNA. The record is from the annotation of a GenBank genome assembly. NCBI's taxonomy places the organism in Eukaryota, Viridiplantae, Streptophyta, Zygnematophyceae, Desmidiales, Closteriaceae.